Molecule: messenger RNA, 1450 nt
Organism: Ostrea edulis (European flat oyster)
Lineage: Eukaryota; Metazoa; Mollusca; Bivalvia; Ostreida; Ostreidae
Product: RUS family member 1-like
Exons: 14
Coding region: 105-1421 (438 amino acids)
Source: RefSeq, a predicted model, not a curated record
GUCUAAGGCAAUAAAAAACGUGGCGACGGAAACCGAAUGAUGCUUUUAACUAAGGAAAAGAGGUCUACAAAGCAAUAAUCAGACGCAUUGGCAGGCACUUUACAAUGGUUUGUAAAGAAUUCUACGGUUCGUCAACAGUUUGCAAGAAGUACAUCAAAGCAGAAAAAGAUAAAUUGCUAACCGUUGAUCUCUCUCCGAAGUGGACUUCCUUAACACAGUUUUUCGCGGUAGUGUUUCUACCUCAGGGUUAUCCGGAGAGUGUAAGCUCAGACUAUCUUCAGUAUCAGAUAUGGGACACUGUUCAGGCUUUUGCUAGCAGUAUAACAGGCACCCUAGCUGCCCAGGCCAUGCUGAAGGGAGUCGGGGUAGGUGAUGAGAAUGCCACAAUCAUGGCAGCGACAUUGACAUGGAUUCUGAAGGAUGGGACUGGUAUGCUUGGGAGAAUAAUGUUUGCUUGGAUGCAAGGAACCAACUUGGACUGUGAUGCUAAAAGAUGGAGAUUAUUUGCAGAUAUACUGAAUGAUUUAGCCAUUUUCAUGGAAAUCUUGGCUCCAAACUUUAAAGAUUACUUCAUUCCCAUUGUCUGCGUAGCUGGAGUUUGCAAGUCCAUCGUGGGGGUAGCUGGAGGAGCUACAAGAGCAGCGCUCACUCAGCAUCAGGCUCGCAGGAACAAUAUGGCUGAUGUGUCUGCUAAAGAUGGAAGUCAGGAGACUCUGGUGAACCUAGCUGCCCUUAUCUGUAGCUUGACAUUGGUUCCUUUGGUAACAGGAAAAGAAACAUUGAUUUGGACCUUAUUUGUGCUGUUUACAAUGCUACAUCUAUAUGCCAACUACUCAGCUGUAACUAGUGUGAUUAUGGAGACACUGAAUCAGUCCCGACUCCACCUCUUAGUUCAGCACUAUCUCCAGACGGGCAGAGUUCUCUCCCUUCAAGAAGUGAAUUACAGAGAACCUGUUCUUUGGAAGACGAGAAGAAAGCUGUCUGUGUGUCUAGGAACUUCUAUAGGCAAAGUGUUCAACACAUGCAGUCAUAUAGAGGAGUCAAUAGCAGCUUAUGAAGGCAGCAAUUACAUACUAGAUCUUAACCUGAAGACAGGACGUAUAUCAAUAAUUCUGUCCUCCAAAAGCACACCCGAGGAUCAACUGCAGAGUUGUGUUCAGGCAGAAGUCAUCAGCUAUGUGUAUGAUAACCUGUAUAAAAGACAGGAUUUGCCUGAACUGAGUGACAUUGUGGCAGCAUUGGAACAGGGUGAUGUACUGAAAACCAGUGUUGUCUCCCUUAAAUACAUACGGACACACAUACAAGGUUUCUGUAGGACCUUAACUGACCAGGGCUGGCUGCGUGAACCACUACUGCUGGGUCCAGAUGAAUGGCGGGCUAAGUGGGACAAUACUGGUCUACUGGACAAAAAAGAUGUUUGAAUUUAAUAAACAGUUUCUUUUAAAAAGUA